Molecule: messenger RNA, 2303 nt
Organism: Brienomyrus brachyistius
Lineage: Eukaryota; Metazoa; Chordata; Actinopteri; Osteoglossiformes; Mormyridae
Product: tripartite motif-containing protein 16-like
Exons: 6
Coding region: 90-1754 (554 amino acids)
Molecular function (GO): zinc ion binding; protein binding
Source: RefSeq, a predicted model, not a curated record
AGUCUGAGAAGCAGGAAGUUCCUCCCACUGUCACACACAGACGACUGUGAGAGAAAACGAGACUGAAUCCUAUCAGUGUUCGUGGUAAAAUGGCAGAAGCCAGAGUUGCAGUGGAUGUAAAUGAGUUAAGUUGUGCAAUCUGUCUAGAUCUACUAAAGGAUCCAGUGGCUAUUCCCUGUGGACAUAGUUACUGUAUGAGCUGCAUUAAGAGCUGCUGGGAUCAGGAAGAUCAUGCUGGAGUUUACAGCUGCCCCCAGUGCAGACAGACCUUCAUACCCAGACCUGUUCUGGGCAGAAACACCAUGCUGGCUGAAGUGGUGGAGAAACUGAAGAAGACUGGACUACAAGCAGCUGCUCCUGCUGACCAGUAUGCUGGACCUGGAGAUGUGGAGUGUGACGUCUGUACUGGGAGAAAACACAAAGCUGUCAAGUCCUGCCUGGUGUGUCUGGCCUCUUACUAUGAAACUGACCUGCAGCUUCACAACAAACUCCACCAUGCAAAACAGCACAAGCUCAUUGAUGCCAUCGGCCAUCUGAAGGACAAGGUCUGUUCCCACCAUGACAAACCGCUGGAGGUCUACUGCCGUACCGACCAGCAGUGUAUCUGUUAUCUCUGUACGAUGGAUGAACACAGAGGCCAUGAUACAGUCUCAGCUGCUACAGGAAGGGCGGAGAUACAGAAACAAAUGGGUGAAAUACAGAGGGAAUUUCAGCAGAGAAUUCAGAUGAGAGAGAAGGAGCUGCAGGAGCUGAGAGAGGCUGUGGCCUCAAUCACUAGCUCAGCACAGUCAGCAGUGGAGGACAGCGAGAGGAUCUUCACUGAGAUGAUCCGCUCCAUUGAGAGAAGACGCUCUGAGGUGACAAAGCUGAUCAGAGAUCAGGAGAAGGCUGCAGUGAGUCAGGCUGAAGGAGACAUGGACAGACUGAAGCAGGAGAUCGAUGAACUGAAGAGGAGACACUCUGAGCUGGAGCAGCUUUCACACACAGAAGAUCACAUCCAUUUCCUCCAGAGGCGCCAGGCUCUUCCUGUCACUCCUGAAGCUGGAUUUGGACCCAGAAUCUCUGUCAGUCCCAGAUCUGAUUUUGGGAAUUUGAGGAAGGCGGUUUCUGAACUGAAAGAUCAACUGGAGAAUUUUUGCAGAAUGAAAAUGGCAGAGAUCCAUAAAGACACCGUCCUACCAGUAUUAGUGCCCAGGACCAGAGCAGAAUUCUUACACUACUCCUGCCAGCUGACGCUGGACCCCAACACAGCAAACAGACGCCUGUCUCUGUCAGGGGGGAACAGGAAGGUGACACAUGAGUGGGGGGCAGAGCAGCCAUAUCCUGAUCAUCCAGAGAGAUUUAACAGCUGGAGCCAAGUUCUGUGCAGAGAGAGUCUGACUGGCCGCUGUUACUGGGAGGCUGAGUGGGAUGGAGAUGGAGCCCUGAUAGGAGUGACUUAUAAAGGGAUCAGGAGGAAAGGAGUGAGGGACUAUGGGCUUGGAGCCAAUAACAAGUCAUGGAUGCUUAUCUGCUCUCCUCACAGACACUCUGUCUGUCACAAUAAUAAAGAGACUCUCAUACCCAUAAAGCCCUCAGGCUCCCGCAGAGUAGGAGUGUAUCUGGACUGGGGGGCUGGUGCUCUGUCCUUCUACAGAGUCUCCUCUGAUGGACUGACCCCCCUGCACAGAUUCACCUCCUCAUUCACUGAGUCCCUCAAUCCAGGGUUUGGGGUUUAUCCAAACCCCCCCGUGUCGCUGUGCAUGCUGGGAUAGCUCACUGUGUGCUGGAGGAAUCAUUUUUACCGUAUCAGUCUCACAUGUCGCUGCUUCUCCACGGCAAAAAGGUAAAAUCUCUGCUUUAUAACCAGUAUAACCCUUUUUACUCUGUCUGAAGUGUGACGUAUGUUAAUAAUUGGGUUCUGUAAGCUGAACAAACAUACAAAAUGACUGUUUUUCUCUGACUUAUGUUCUAUGUUGUCUGUAAAUGCACCAAAACUGCCUAAACAAAUUUAUAGUACAUGCAGUUGUACCAAUGGAGUGAAUUCUGAUUCUGAAUAAAAUAAAAUGUAAUGAAAUCUAAGCCUGAUGAGUGGGGGGAGCUUUUCCCCUCCCCUCUAUAUGUAUAUUUUAUAUUUCUGUCUAUAUAUUGUAUUUGCUACCUGUACACUGACAAUAAAGGCUUCCUAUUCUAUCCCAUUAAUGUCCCGGUUCCGCGCUGCCCAGAACGUAACUGAGUAACAGACUUAAUCCGCGCUCUCUGCUCACUGAGCGCAGCAGCCUGAUAUCGCAGCGGCGACGCUUUGGCCAGCAGGGGGCGGCAGA